AUGUCGGCCGAAAACGACGGCGUUCCCUCGCCCGACCAGCAGCAGGAGGCGCCUGCCGGCUCCGAGCACCUCAACAUCAAGGUGACGGACAACAACAACGAGGUCUUCUUCAAGAUCAAGCGCGGCACCAAGCUCGAGAAGCUUAUGAACGCGUGGUGCGAGCGCCAGGGCAAGAGCCUCACCUCGGUGCGGUUCCUCUUUGACGGCUCCCGAGUCCAGCCCACAGACACGCCCGAUGCUCUUGAAAUGGCCGACGGCGACACGCUCGAGGUGCAUCAGGAACAGGUCGGCGGCGCUGCUGCGUUGUAG
Molecule: messenger RNA, 309 nt
Organism: Purpureocillium lilacinum
Lineage: Eukaryota; Fungi; Ascomycota; Sordariomycetes; Hypocreales; Ophiocordycipitaceae
Biological process (GO): protein sumoylation
Cellular component (GO): nucleus; septin ring
Molecular function (GO): ubiquitin-like protein ligase binding; protein tag activity
Source: RefSeq, a predicted model, not a curated record